Soboliphyme baturini is the source of this 261-nucleotide messenger RNA. The record is from the annotation of a GenBank genome assembly. Lineage: Eukaryota; Metazoa; Nematoda; Enoplea; Dioctophymatida; Soboliphymatidae.
AUGCUCAAUGCAGUACUUACCUUUUCAGCAACGUGCUCCAAGAACGAGGAUAAAAUCAUCGCCGACAUCUUCAAAAACUACAACCGAUACGUACUGCCAUUUCCACCGAAUAACCGCAGCGUGCUGGUCGAGUUCGGUAUGUCACUCGUCCUCAUCGUCAACGUGGUAGGUGAAAAACUGCCGAAGGCGGAUAAGGCGACGAACGCCACGAAGCCGCUUUCGAGUUCUGACUUCAGCUUGUACUUAACAACCGCGAUUUAG